GAGCGAAAAAUAUAUUAUCGCAUUUUUAGAUGUGAUUAAGAUGUUGUUUGUAAAGUAUGACAUCAAUUAUUUUUGCUGGGAAUAAAUGAAAAAAUGUGAUUUAAAAAACAAAAUUUUUCAAAACUGGAUUUAAUUUCUUACAAUCCGUUUAGGAGUAAUGAUGCUUAUAAUUUUAACUUGUGGGUUAAUUAUUUCCCAUCAAACAAACAUUUUUUGAAAAAAAUUGCACCUUUAGAUAAUACUAAAUGCUCUUUUGAAGCAUUAUAUUAGCGUGAAAUUAUGCUUAUUCUUAUUUAUUUUUCAUAUAAAAUCAAUUAUUAAAAAAAUCCUAACAAAAUAAAACGAAUUUACUUCCAAAAAAAUAACAUUUAAUAGCACUAAGUAAUUUGUUUACGUUAUGUGGAGUUUAUGUUUAUUGAAUCCAAAAAAGCGAAAAGAAUCCAUUUUUUUUUAAUUGAAGGUACAUAUAUUUUUUGUUCUGAAAAAUUUUGAAUUCAACUAAUUUUAUUUUGGAGUUGAUUAAUAAUAACAUAACAUAUAAUUUAUUUAUUUAUGUCAAUAAUUUUUGAGUAAAAUAUGUACAUAUGUAGCUGCUGGCAAUGACUUUGCAAAUUCAGCAUUCAAAUUUCUUUUUUAUAUUUUGUGAUUAACAUUGUGCACCGAAAACGUGAUUUACAUUUUUAUCAAUAUUGUGCUAAAAUUAAGAAUGUUCGAAUGACGAUUCUCAAUAACAUUGUGGGUUUAUUGCAUAAAUUUAAAAUUUAAACUACCGUUUUAUGUAUUUUAAGAUAAUUUUCUUAAAAAAGUACGAAAUAUGUUUAAUGGUGUAAGAAAUUUAUUAAAAUAAAUCAAGUUAUCCUUGUAAAACAAAAUCCUACUUAAAAAAAUAAAAAUUAUUUACUAUAAAUGUUGUAGAACAUACCCUAUUUAUUUAUUUUUGUUAUUAUUUAAUGCAAAUUAAAACCAGUUUAAAAAUGUUAUUUUUUAUUUUGUCAUCAUCAAUAAGCAAGUGUGAUUUCCCUCAAAAUAACAGCCAAUAGAUAUAAGUGGAGUCAAAGUUGUCAAAUAUAUAAUUGAAAACACGUAACCAUUAACCAAGAUGUAUUUUGAUUUAUUUGUUUAUAAAAAUGUGAAUUAUUUAGAAUAAAAUCAUCAAUAUUUAUUCGUUUUAUUUUAUUUGUAAUAAUAAACUAUUUUAAACAAAUACUUUCAAGAAGUACUGAUUUCACUUUUUCCGUAAAUGUUUGCCUUGUCUGACAAACAUUUACGCUAAAGAAGUAACAGAAAUGGUAACUUCAGUUAAACAAAUAUUUUUUUAGUUGAAUUAAGACUGUGCCUGGAAGAUGACUUCUGAAUUUUAGACAUAGAAACAUGUCUUAUAUGUACAUAUAUCACAUAAAUAAAUAAAAGUAAAAAAGAAAUGUUUAUCUCCCGUAACAUAACACAUACAUAUUAAAAUAUCGAAAUAUAAAAAAACUUUUAAAUGUAAAUAACAUUGUAUAACAAACCAAAAACAAAAUAAAAUUUAUAAAAAAAACUACAUGCGAUCAUUUAUAAUAAUUGAUAUAAAACUGAUUUCAUCAAAAGCUUCAUUGGAGAGAAGUUAACGAGAGAAUUGAUUAUAGUGUAAACUUUAGUUUAAACACAAACUUUGAUGCGAAAACUUAAAAUAAUUUAUUAAGUGUCGUUAAAAAUGGUAGAAUCAUCAGCAAGAUCAAUGUGGAGACAAAUACAGCAAUAUCAGUGGGGAAAGUUUUUUCAUAUGUUUUACAUCGAACCCAUUGUUUUUAUUUUGGUAUUUUCACACAGUUUAUCAGGAACUAUUAUGAGAAAUGAAGUUAUAUAUCAAGCAUGCACCACAAUUUUUCGUUACAACGAAAGCGAUUGCCUGCAAUUAGGAACAAAAAAUGUUACCGGAUACUUGCAGGAAAUCGAAACUGAAAUUCAACCAUAUGUAGCAAAUUUAUUUAUGAUACGAACUCUUUUGGAAAGUAUAGUUCCAGCGAUUUGUGGUGUAUUUAUUGGUUCAUGGUCGGACCAUUAUGGUCGUAAGCCACUUUUGUUGGUAUCAAUGAUAGGUUUUUCUUGUACUUAUGUUAUUGCGGCAGUAAUUUGCGAACUAUCUCGAUAUUAUCCUGUUAAUCCUUGGUAUUAUAUAUUGGCCGUAAUUCCCCACUCCAUACUUGGUGGUAAUUGUGUGUUUUCGGUAGCGGCGUUUUGUUUUAUAUCUGACGUGACAGAUACUAAAACUAGGCCGUACAGAAUGAUUUCUUUGGAAGCGUUUUUAUCAGUUGGUCUUAUGGUGGGUUCAUUACUCUCCAGUUUUGUGUAUGCUGCCACAAGUGCCACCUUUACGUUCUCCUUAUCUGGUAUAUUGAUGUGUUUAGCUACUGCUUACAUAGCAUUAUAUGUUCCGGAAAGCCUACAAUUCAAAUCCAAAGAAUCUGAAUCGACUGAAGUGAAGACCUGUUGCAAUGAACUUACGAUGAAAUGCACAAUAUUAUCAUAUCCAUUGGAAUUGAAGCCAAGUUAUAAUGAACAUGAAAAGAAAAAUAUCGACAAUGAUAAUUUUCGCGAUGUUGAUCUACGAAGAGAUGGUGAAGAAGUAUCAAAAGUAGUAAAAAAUUGUUCGUCGGAGAAGAAAAACAACGAUGGCUAUGAGGCGACUGUGGAACCAAAAACUCCUGGUUUGUUUAGCUACAGACAUGUCAAGGAUAUGUGGAUUACAUGCUUUAAGACACGACCUUAUUAUGACCGCAGCAUAAUUUUAUUAGUUACCGGCACAAUGUUUUUGGCAAUUUUCGUCUUGGAUGGAGCAAUGACAGUAUUUUACUUAUUUGUACGUGAAAAAUUCCAGUGGACAAUAAGAGAAUUUACCUUCUAUGAAACUAUAAGUCACGUUACAUCUGUGUUUGGUGCAUUAAUUGGAUUUUUAAUAAUGCGAAAGGUAUUUCAUUUAUCAGUGGUGACUUUAGCACUAAUUGCCUUUUUAAGUGACAUUAUUCGUAGCGUUAUACAAGGUAUAGCAACGGAACCAUGGCAUUUAUAUGUCGGAAUUGCUGCCGGAGCUUUGAAAGCCGUUGGUGGUCCAAUGUGUCGUACAAUUGUUUCAAAUAUUGUUCCAGCCACAGAUUUAGGUAAAAUCUUCUCAAUUAAAAAUAUUCUACAGUCAAUUGCUCCAUUUUUGGCAGCCCCAUUAUACACAAUCAUUUAUAAAGCAUCUAUAACAUCAUUUCCCGGUUUGUUUAAUAUAUUCAGCGCAAUACUAUAUUUCUUUGCAUUUAUAUUUUUACUAUUUGUUUUACGCUUUAAAUUUAAUAACAGAGAACAUUAUGGUCAAAUAUUAAAAUAAUAAUCCGAUAUCACUGAUGCACAUCCGUUAUUUAUAGAACUUUGUUUUUAGUCAAAUUACUAUUUAGAUUCCGCUUUAGUGAAUAAAACACAUACAAACAAAUUACCAAUUGUAU
Messenger RNA from Lucilia cuprina (Australian sheep blowfly), 3467 nucleotides. RefSeq lists its product as uncharacterized. Gene Ontology annotation, cellular component: membrane. Gene Ontology annotation, biological process: transmembrane transport. The transcript has 9 exons. Bases 1694 to 3352 code for a protein of 552 amino acids. Gene Ontology annotation, molecular function: transmembrane transporter activity. Lineage: Eukaryota; Metazoa; Arthropoda; Insecta; Diptera; Calliphoridae. The record is from RefSeq and is a predicted model, not a curated record.